UUUACAACAAUGAACGAAUUUAAGAAGCAGUUCAUGCAAGAAAAGGAUGAGUGGGAUAAACAUGUAGAGGAGUGGUCACAAGCGUCCACUGCUGUUUAUACUCAUGAUGAAGGCAAAUCUGAGGUAAAAUAAGAAGCAGGCAAAGACUAGAAAAGUGGAACAGCCUAAAAAGAAAUCUCAGAAAGGCCCAUUGCAGCAUGAUAAGAAGUAUAAACUUACUGAAUCAAGAAUAAUCGGAGGUUCAUUUGGACCUGCGCCUGCUAAAAGAUUAUCUGGCGUCAAGGAAGAUAAUCGAGAGAUCCUCUAUCCAAAUAUUAACACCACGCAUGGAUGGAAUAAGGAAUUCCCAAAGAAACCUAUAAAGAAGACUGCAAAGAUCCCUGAAAAGGAUAAAGGAAAGAAGUUGAAAACCUAUGUAGAUACUACUAAUGUUGAUAAGGCUGUGAGACCAAAUUCGAAUGCUGUUUCCUUUGGCAAACCUCCUGGAGAAUUUGAAUCUGAACUCGAGAAAGUCAAGGAUCUCUUCAGAAAGCUUAAGCAAGACAAGCACAAACUCAGUGGUGUCUCAAGUUAUAAGGUUAGCCAUACUCAAGUUGAGCCUAGCAUUCAUGGUGUUAUAAUGAAAAAGCCUGCUGAAAGAUCAGAAGCUUUAAUAAUGAAAGACCUAGAGAAAAAUAGAAUCCCUGGUCCUGGAAAAUACUAUGCUGAUGAUAGAGUUCUCAAAGAGAAACAACCAGAGUUUACAUUCAAGAAGGAGGCUAAACGGAAUAAAACACCUCCGAUUGAUCGAAGGAAACAACUUAUCGUGAAUCUUGAUGCUGUUCGGAGAAAACCCAAAGUUGCAAAAAUCAUGCCAGAACAUGCUCCCAAGAAAGACAAAACAAUUGAAACUGCAAAGUUAGGGCCAGGAGCUUACAAACUCCUUCAUAAGCACACAGAACCAAGGAAGGAUGCUGGCACUGUGAAAUGGGUUCCAGAAGAGGAAAAAGAUGCUAAAAUAGAUGAGAGGCCUGAACUUGAACCAGAUUUUGAUCAUGAUAAACCCAACAAAGGAGUCCCUCUGUACAAAGAGCCUACAGAUGUGAAGCCUUUGUGGACACCUGACAAGGAGAAAAAUCCAGAACGCUGGAAAUUUUAUGAUCAGAAUCUCGACGCAAUCAAAGAGGUUCAAAAUGCAAUGAAUUUCGCUGAAAAUCUCUCUCGUGAUGAUUUCAUCUCCAAGGAUGAGUACCUAAAGGAUUUGGAGAAAUAUAAGGAAAGACACACUAAAGCUCCUGAUAUUUACUCAUAUGAUUAUAAAGAAAAGGACACUAAAAUUCAAUUUGAUUUUGGAAAAUUAGAACCAAGAACAAAGUAUGAAGACAAGGAUCUCCUUGAAGAGUUCGAUAAAGAAGGAGACAUGCUUAAUCUAGAGGGAGAUAAACCUAAGAAGAGAAUCCCGGGUUUCAACUAUGAUAAAAUGAAAGGAAGAUUUGACUCAGAGGGACUCUUAGAUGAUGACCAAGGUGAUGUCCUUGAUCUAAACCCUUCUAAUAAGCUUACUAAGAAAAGACCUAUUUCAUUGGUCGAUAUUGAGAAGGAUAGGAGUAGGGAGCCUCAGAAAUAUGAUGAGGAUGAUAUCCCAGAUAACUUCCUGAAUUAUGAAAAGACUAUCCCUGAUGAUCCAGGAGAGCCGGCAGCCCAAGCGCAUAAUUUCGGAAAACCAACAGAGAGGUUUAGAAAGCAAGGUUUGAUAGAUGAUGAAACUAAAGAAGAGCUGAUUCUCGAUCCUGAAUUUCCUAAAAGGAAUGUACCAACUUCCAACUUUGGAAAAGCUGAGAGAAGGUUCAAACCACCAAGAGUGCCCAUUGAUCCAUGGGAAGAUGAGAAGCCUACAACCGAGGUAUUGAUGGAACAAAAAGAUAAGAAAGCAAUCUGGAGUGCUAUUACACACAAAACCUCUGGACACCACCGAGCCUAAACUCACACUUUCCCCAACUUCCAAAAUUUCAAC
Messenger RNA from Moneuplotes crassus, 1993 nucleotides. The record is from the annotation of a GenBank genome assembly. NCBI's taxonomy places the organism in Eukaryota, Ciliophora, Spirotrichea, Euplotida, Euplotidae.